Messenger RNA from Didymosphaeria variabile, 789 nucleotides. RefSeq names its product bifunctional glutathione transferase/peroxidase (gene GTT1). Lineage: Eukaryota; Fungi; Ascomycota; Dothideomycetes; Pleosporales; Didymosphaeriaceae. The record is from RefSeq and is a predicted model, not a curated record. The transcript has 3 exons. The coding region runs from base 1 to 789 and encodes 262 amino acids.
AUGUCCACAGUAGCUAAGGCUGGUCAAGGCGCCAAAUUGACGGUGCACUGGCUGAAUGAAUCUCGGGGCCAACGCAUUGUUUGGCUGCUCGAAGAACUCAACCUCGAUUAUGAUAUCAAAAUCUAUUUCAGGCAAAACAAGCGUUCGCCUCCAGAGCUGAAGCAGGUUCACCCUCUCGGCAAGUCACCAGUAAUUACUAUCGAAGCACCGAGGUUGGAAAAACCAUUGGUCCUAGCAGAGUCUGCCGCGAUAGUCGAAUAUGUCUCGGACCACUUCGGGCCACAGCUAAUCCCAAGACGUUAUCCGGACGGAAGUGAUGGUCUCAUCGGCGCGGAAACCAAAGAAUGGUUGCGGUUUCGUUUUUUGAUGCAUUAUGCCGAAGGCUCCCUCAUGCCCGUUCUACUUACCGGGCUCCUUACGCACAACAUACGCUCGGCUCCUGUACCUUUCUUCCUCAAGUUCAUCACCAAGAACAUCGCCGACAUGGUCGACAAUAAAUAUACACUCGCAGAACUCAAGCUGAACCUUGAUUACUUGGAGGCUCUUCUCGCCGAAUCUCCCGAUGACGAAUUUCUCUGCGGACCGAACCUCACGGGAGCUGACUUCAUGAUGAUUUUCGUUUUGGAAGCAGCGGUGUUAUUCAAAACACUGAACGAGACCAGCUAUCCAAGGCUGUAUAGCUACGUCCGCCGCAUCCAGAAGCGGGAUGCCUACAAACGGGCGGGCGAUAAGGUUUCGGAGGCCAGUGGCGUAAAGUACGUACCUUUCUCGGAAACCAAGCUCGCGUAG